Molecule: messenger RNA, 659 nt
Organism: Thalassophryne amazonica
Lineage: Eukaryota; Metazoa; Chordata; Actinopteri; Batrachoidiformes; Batrachoididae
Product: gonadotropin-releasing hormone II receptor-like
Exons: 1
Biological process (GO): G protein-coupled receptor signaling pathway
Cellular component (GO): membrane
Molecular function (GO): G protein-coupled receptor activity; protein-hormone receptor activity
Source: RefSeq, a predicted model, not a curated record
AUGUCAGGAAACUGGUCACUCCUGAGGCUGUCAUCGCCAGCUCCAUGCUCUGACUCGCCAGCUCCACCCUCUGACUCGCCAGCUCCAGCCUCUGACUCGCCAGCUCCGCCUUUUCCUAACACCACUCAUUUCCCACCACUGUCAGACUGGGAAGUGCCCUCGUUCACACGAGCCGCUCAGGUCCGUGUGGGCGCCACCUUUGUCCUCUUCCUGUUCGCCUCCAGCAGCAACCUGCUGCUGUUGGUCAGCGUGUGGUGUGGGCGGGGCCGGCGCCUCGCCUCACACCUGCGGCCUCUGAUUAUGAGCCUGGCCUCGGCCGACCUGAUGAUGACGUUUGUGGUGAUGCCGCUGGAUGCUGUGUGGAACGUGACGGUGCAGUGGUACGGAGAAAACAUCACGUGUAAGGUGCUGUGCUUCCUUAAGCUGUUUGCAAUGCAGGCGUCUGCCUUCAUCCUGGUUGUUAUCACUCUGGACCGCCAGCACGCCAUCCUACACCCACUGGACGUGCUCGGUGCACACCUCAGGAACCAUCGCAUGCUGACACUGGCUUGGAGCCUCAGCCUGCUGCUGGCGUCACCACAGGUACUUCAGACGCAGGAAAAUGCAACACCAGCUUCCUACUUAGCCUCCAACAACAGUCAGGACGAAUUAGAUCAGAG